UUUACCCAUAGGCCAUAGCAGCGAAGCGACGAGGAAGUUAAUCCGAAAUGAGAUCCAUUUCGAAACCUCUGAAGUUGUUAAGCAGACUCAGUUUCCACAAACUCCAUUCAGAGACUUCGUUUAACUCAACACCCAAACACACCACCACCACCAACAUCGUUACCUUAUUAUGCAAUUCAUUCAGAAUGAAACAGAAUUGGGACACCCUUACCCACAAAUUCAGUUCCAUCAAAUUAAACCAUUCAUUAGUUGAACAAGUCUUGUUAGAGCUAAAACACCCGACCGACGCAAAAAACGCAUUAAGUUUCUUCCACUGGUCCUCCAAGACGCACAGUUUUCAACACGGACUUCGCUCUUACUCCAUAACCAUCCACCUUUUACUCCAAGCUGGUUUAAUCACCGACGCUAAUGCAUUACUCGAAUCCCUCGUAAACAAACACACCAAAACCCAUACAGUUCGUGCGAUUAUUGAUUCAUUUAUAAACACCUCUGAGUCUGUCUCCGGUUCUCACCUUCCGGUUUUCGAUCUUCUCGUUAAAGCCUAUGCUAAAGCUAGAUUAACGGACGUUGCUUUCGCCGUUUGCCGUUGCGUCGAGGAGUGUGGCUUUUGCGUUAGUUUAUCAAGUUUCAAUGCUCUGCUUUAUGUUGCUCAGAAGGGUAACCGUUUUUCCACCGUUUGGGACGUUUACGGUUACAUGAUUGGGAAAAGAAUUUACCCUAAUGUAGUUACAUUGAGGAUUAUGAUUGAUGCUCUUUGUAAAGAGGGAUUGUUACAAAGGAAUGUGGAUGCCCUGGAUCAAAUUAUCGGUAAGCGAAAUUCGCAUUCUCCUUCGGUUAUUGUUAAUUUGAGUUUGAUAUUGAGAAUGUUAGAAAAGGGAAAUGUGGAAGAAGAAGAUGUUGAUAAUGAGUUAGUUAAGUUAGUUACACUGUUGAAGAGAUUGUUACAGAAGAAUUUGAUUGGUGAUUCUGUUGCUUACUCUUUGAUUGUUCAUGUUAAAAUUAGGUUAGGGAAUUUGGAUUCUGCUUUGGAGAUAUAUGAGGAGAUGGUGAGAAGAGGUUUUAAUGAAAAUUCCUUUGUUCACACGUCGUUUAUACGAGUGUUUUGUGGGAAGGGACGAAUUGAUAAAGCAAUUGAAUUGAUGAAGGAAAUGGAAGCGAAGGGGUUAAGGCCUUAUGGUGAGACUUUUGAAUGUGUUAUCGUUGGAUGCGCGGAUUCGGGACGGUUGAAAGAUUGUUCAAGUUAUUUCGAGGAAAUGUUGUGUGCUGGGUUUGUUCCUAGUUGUUCGUCGUUUGAUAAGAUGGUUGCGAAGCUUUGUGAGAAUGGGGAUGUGGAGAAGGCAAAUGAUUUUUUGACUGUGUUAUUAGAUAAAGGGUUUUUGCCGAGUGAUGAGACUUAUUCUCAUCUGAUUUAUGGUUAUGCUAUAAAGGACGAGGUUCAAGAAGUUCUCAAGAUAUAUUAUGAAAUGGAGUAUAAGUCUAUGUGUCCUGGAUUGUCUGUUUAUUCAUCGAUGAUUAAGUGUUUGUGCCGUUUUGGAAAGCUUGAAGAUUCGGAGAAGUAUUUAAGGAUUAUGAAAGGUCGAUCAUUGGUUCCAAAUGUUAAUAUAUAUGAGACGUUGAUCGCUUGUCACGUGCAGAAGGGAAACAAUGAUAGGGCUCUUCAGCUUCGCAAUGAAAUGGCCUCAUUGGAGUCGCAACAUAGUUAGUGUUCCCAAAAGAGGUGAAGAUAGGAAACCUUUCAGAAGGUGCUCUCGUAAGUGUUGUAUGCGUCAGAGAUGAUUUAUGUUUGAAAACUUGGCUUUGGAUUAUACAUUUUGUAUAGGUGCUUGUCAACUAUUUGCUGUACUAUAUUUCUCGAUUUAAUUUUUUUUAAGGAAAAUUGUUUCAAAGAUUGUGGAGGAAUUGUUGACAU
This is a messenger RNA of Cicer arietinum (chickpea), 1909 nucleotides long. RefSeq lists its product as uncharacterized. NCBI's taxonomy places the organism in Eukaryota, Viridiplantae, Streptophyta, Magnoliopsida, Fabales, Fabaceae. Gene Ontology annotation, molecular function: protein binding. The record is from RefSeq and is a predicted model, not a curated record.